Messenger RNA from Vigna unguiculata (cowpea), 1669 nucleotides. RefSeq names its product eukaryotic initiation factor 4A-10. Gene Ontology annotation, molecular function: ATP binding; nucleic acid binding; RNA helicase activity. Lineage: Eukaryota; Viridiplantae; Streptophyta; Magnoliopsida; Fabales; Fabaceae. The record is from RefSeq and is a predicted model, not a curated record.
GAAAGGAUGUUAUAUAUGAUUAUUGAUUGAUCCCAGAAGGCAUCUGAAAGGGUAAACGUGGAAAGCUAUAUUUACUGUUUUGCCCCUUCUUUCCUCGUUCCUAUAACACUCCCUUCUCCCUCUCCUUCGCCUCCCUUUAACUCCACGGUGCAGAUCCGAGGAGUUACCCCUUUGCUCUUUUUUCUCUUUCCUUAUUCCAAUAUCAACCCUUCAAGCUUCCACCAGUUAUGGCAGGUUUGGCUCCAGAAGGAACACAAUUUGAUGGUCGCCAAUAUGAUGCUAAGAUGACUGAAUUGCUGUCCACUGAUGGGCAAGAAUUCUUUACCUCUUAUGAUGAAGUCUACGACAGCUUUGAUGCAAUGGGAUUACAAGAAAAUCUUCUGCGAGGCAUAUAUGCUUAUGGUUUUGAGAGGCCUUCUGCAAUCCAGCAAAGAGGAAUUGUUCCUUUCUGCAAGGGUCUGGAUGUGAUUCAACAGGCUCAAUCUGGAACAGGAAAGACAGCAACAUUCUGUUCUGGAAUUUUGCAGCAGCUUGAUUAUGGAUUGGUUCAGUGCCAGGCUUUGGUUUUGGCACCAACAAGGGAGCUAGCACAGCAGAUUGAGAAAGUUAUGCGAGCUCUUGGUGAUUACCUUGGUGUUAAGGUUCAUGCAUGUGUUGGUGGAACUAGUGUCCGUGAGGAUCAGCGCAUUCUCCAAGCUGGUGUCCACACUGUUGUUGGCACUCCUGGCCGUGUGUUUGACAUGCUGCGGAGGCAGUCUCUCCGCCCAGAUUACAUAAAGAUGUUUGUUUUGGAUGAGGCUGAUGAAAUGCUUUCACGAGGUUUCAAGGAUCAGAUCUAUGACAUCUUCCAGCUGCUGCCAUCCAAAAUUCAGGUUGGGGUUUUCUCUGCUACAAUGCCACCAGAAGCCCUUGAGAUUACAAGGAAGUUCAUGAAUAAGCCAGUGAGAAUCUUGGUAAAGCGCGAUGAACUGACCCUGGAGGGUAUCAAACAGUUUUAUGUCAAUGUUGACAAGGAAGAGUGGAAGCUAGAGACACUAUGCGACCUUUAUGAGACUCUGGCUAUCACCCAGAGUGUCAUUUUUGUGAAUACCAGGCGCAAGGUCGACUGGCUCACUGAUAAGAUGCGAAGCAAUGACCACACAGUCUCUGCCACCCAUGGUGACAUGGACCAAAACACACGUGACAUCAUCAUGCGUGAAUUCCGGUCCGGCUCGUCUCGAGUUCUCAUUACCACCGACCUUCUGGCCCGUGGCAUUGAUGUGCAACAAGUGUCCCUGGUCAUAAACUAUGAUCUGCCAACCCAGCCUGAAAACUAUCUCCACCGCAUAGGCCGUAGUGGCCGGUUUGGAAGAAAAGGAGUUGCUAUAAACUUUGUCACAGCUGAUGAUUCCAGAAUGCUGUCUGAUAUUCAGAAGUUCUACAAUGUGACUGUAGAGGAGCUGCCAUCAAAUGUUGCUGAUUUGCUCUGAUGAGUUAAUUUUUGUUCUCUGUUAAGUCAUCAGGCCCUUUUCUAUUGUUAUCUUGUGCUCAUUCUCUCUCUCUUUAUAUAUUUUAUCCACAUUAGAGAUCAAAGACAUAUGAUCUGAUGCUAUUUGUAUUGGAUUCUAUAAAUUUUGUUUAAUCAAUCAAUUAAUUAGCAGGUUGUUGUUUGAAGCCUGCAUUUACUUUA